Messenger RNA from Ichthyophthirius multifiliis, 471 nucleotides. RefSeq lists its product as hypothetical. Lineage: Eukaryota; Ciliophora; Oligohymenophorea; Hymenostomatida. The record is from RefSeq and is a predicted model, not a curated record. The transcript has 2 exons.
AUGAAAUAUUUCAUUAUAAAACUAACAUCUAUUUUAUCAAUAUUUUUUAUGAUAUUAUUAACCGGAAACAUUCCUAUACAUGUAAAAUCAUAUAAAGAAAAUACUCGAUUAAUAUCAUUAUCAUCUUCAUUUACAGGAGGUUUAUUUUUAUCGAUAGGAAUAUUAUAUUUAAUACCUUAAUCCUAAGAAAAUUUAAAUUAGCAUUACCUAAGAAAGAUUAGAAUAUUUAAAGGAGGAUUAUAUAAAAUAAAAAAAUAAAAAAUUAUUUAAUAAUAAAAAGAUGAAAUAAAUGAAAUGUAUAAUUAAAUGCCCGAACAUUUUUAAUAAACAUUAUAAAAAAAUAAACAUAAAUUAAGCUAAGAAUAAUAUACUACAUCUGAAAUGUUAUAAAAUAAAGAUGAAAUCUCUUUAAAAAUGAGUAUAUCGAAAUAAAGUAAUUAAAUAUAAAAUAUACUUUAAUAAAAUAAAUGA